UGCACUAGGGCUUGUAUACUGAAAGUGGUACCUUCCAUACAUCUACGCAAUUUCUUCAUGGAUAAAAGUCAUUAGUUCGUUGUAUUUUGGACACUUUGGAUGGUAUAAUAGAGUACACAACCAUUGAUGACGUCAGUUGCCUGAUUUCUGUAAGUGACAGGUGAUUCUUGAUUAAGAUGACAAGAUCUUGUAUAUAGCCAUGAGGAAUAUAGCCAUGAGGAAUAUAACAGAGCAGAUCAAGUGUGAGAGGCCUUGCUUGGUGAGAGUAAAGCUGAACAACCAAGAAAAGACUCUAGAUUUUGGCACAAAACCAGACACCAUGGAGAACAGUGUUAGUGGCAUUAUAGUUGAUGAAUCCCAGGGAUUUGUUGUCACUCAUGGGUCUUUGAUAGCCCCGUUUCUAAGUCACCAUUCUAGAAUACUUUCUGGGUUGAGGAAAUAUAACCAUUUUAUCACCUGUGAUGAACAGAUCUCAGUUGAUGUCUUAGUUCAAGAAAGUGAAAAAGUACAGUCAUUUGAUAUAAACUCUCAACCCACGUCAAAAAGGCCCAAGUCCUAUUUCACAGAACUUCUGAAUUGCAGUGUAAACAAGGGCUGUCAUGGAAGGUCUCUGCAACAGUUCAGAGGGAGGCUUAUUUCUGUCUUUAAGUGUAAAAAAUUUGAGGAUGCAUUGCAGCAUCUGAUGCCUGUGGAAGCCGGCUGGAAAUUCAAUGAAAACUACCAAAAACAAUCUGAUGUUAAUGACACACCAACCAACCAAUCACAUAUUGCCCUGAACGAUGAAGUUGCCCAAUCAUUGGUGGCAUUAUUGCCAUGUUUUGUUCUGAUUGGUUUGGAGAUGCCUGUCAGAUGUGAUGAUGAACCAUUAUGUUUGCCACAUUUCCAACAGUGCAGAAUAGGUGACAUGUCUGAGGUGGUUGCCACACCUUUUGGAGGUUUGAGUCCAGAAGUGUUCAUGAAUUCAUACAGUAAAGGUGUCAUUAGCAAUGUGUCAGGGGGCAGUGGUGUUCUCAUGCUGACAGAUGCAAGAUGUAUUCCAGGGAGUGAAGGUGGUGCCCUCUAUGUCAGAGACGCAAAUGGCAUCAGGUGUUUGCAAGGGAUCAUAGUGUCACCGUUAUGCUGGAAAAACAAUGAAUGGAUUGGUCUGGCUCUGGCCUGCUCUCUUAGAGAGAUUCUGUAUGACAUGGCGGAUGUUCUCUCGUCAGCAUCUAGAUCACUUCCAAUCAAGCCUGGAUUAAAAACAAGGAUAGAUUCAUCACAGCUAGGUGCUAGCCCAGAAAGUAUGUCAGUGGUAUUAGUCAGGAGUGGAUCUACCUGGGGUUCUGGUGUGCUGAUUGACCAUCAGCUGGGACUACUGCUUACUUGUAGUCAUGUGGUCAAGUGGGGAACUAAGCCUGCAGUUUUGGUUAAGUUUCCAGUCAGAAGAAGAUGGUUCACAGCAGAUAUUCUGUACUGCACUCCAGCAGGUCAGCAGUUUGACAUCGCCGUGCUGCAGACCAGAGACCCUGUACCAGAAGGGACAAGGGUACAGCCUUUAUCAGCUCAAGCAAUCAAGGAAGGUCUGGAUGUUCAGGUCACAGGUCAUGCCCUUUUUGAUGAAGACAGAUGUUUAACUCCAUCAGUGACAUCAGGGGUCAUCUCCAAGAUUACCAAGUUCAGUGAGAUACCUGUAUUAAUUCAGACAACGUGUGCAGUCCAUGCUGGAGCGAGUGGUGGUGUGGUCACUGACCAGGUGGGUCAUCUACUGGCCAUUGUUGUGUGUAAUGCCAAAGAUAUAUCCACUGGAGCAUGUUACCCCCAUGUCAAUCUCUGUGUGCCAAUUAACACUAUCUGGCCAGUCAUAGACAGUUAUAGGAAAUCCAAAGACAAGGAAGUGUUAAAAGCUCUCCAUAUCAGUAAUCAAUAUGUACAGAAAUUAUGGAAUCUUGGGAUGAUGGAUAACAGCAGAGGUGAGAAACCUACAAUGAUAACCAGCAAACUGUGAAGAUGGGAAAAGCUGAAGAAUUUUGUACCACAGUAAUAACUGCGAUAACAGUGUGUUAUACAAGAAAAGGAUGAGUUGUACAUGGAUGUGUUAAUGGCUGCCAUUGUUUUAUCACUUAACACUCAAAAUCCAUGUGACACAGCUGUAUGUGUUGAAGAUAUAUAAUUUGUAUCUAGGCUGACUACAGUUACAGUCCAGUAAUUUUUGUUCUACUGUGUAAUUUUGAUCUUUUAUGGAGUGCUAAAGUAGGCUGAAAAUGUGUUCUUAUUUUGUGAUAGCUGAUGAUGCUUAAACUUUUCUCUUAUGUAUUAGAAUUGUUGAAGAUUUAGGGUUUGAAAUUAAGUUGAGGUACAUUCACAUUCAUUUUGGCUCAAUCAUUGAUGUUUAACACAUUUACAUUUUUUUGUGUUUCAGUCGCUUCACAUAAAUUCUUUUUUAUUACUUGGAGAUGUACUGAUUUAGAGAAGCAAUAUUUAACACCGUUAAAUGUUACAUGUCAUUACAAGAGCAAAAUUAGCAUGAUGCAGAAUGUGGUAACAUCUGUCAAGUCAACGAGAGAUUGGUAUGCUUAUACAGCAAUAAUAAGUUUGGCACGGUUGAUGCUUUUAUUUACUCUUCAUAGCUUGAGCUGAUCAUUUGAAAUGAAAAUUGAUAUUCUGAGCUAAGCGUUAAAUUUUCCAUCUUAAAUUGAUUGCUAGAUUCACAUAUAUUUUGAAUAUCAUUUUAAUAGUUUUUGUGACUUGUUUUACCCAAGUCAUUUGUCCUGAUAAAUAAAAUUAUGCUUUAUGAAAGA
Messenger RNA from Liolophura sinensis, 2777 nucleotides. Its product is annotated as peroxisomal leader peptide-processing protease-like. The record is from RefSeq and is a predicted model, not a curated record. The transcript has 10 exons. Gene Ontology annotation, molecular function: serine-type endopeptidase activity. Gene Ontology annotation, biological process: protein processing; regulation of fatty acid beta-oxidation. The coding region runs from base 200 to 1984 and encodes 594 amino acids. Gene Ontology annotation, cellular component: peroxisome. Lineage: Eukaryota; Metazoa; Mollusca; Polyplacophora; Chitonida; Chitonidae.